Molecule: messenger RNA, 700 nt
Organism: Prionailurus viverrinus (fishing cat)
Lineage: Eukaryota; Metazoa; Chordata; Mammalia; Carnivora; Felidae
Gene: MRPS17
Product: mitochondrial ribosomal protein S17
Exons: 3
Coding region: 157-549 (130 amino acids)
Biological process (GO): mitochondrial translation
Cellular component (GO): mitochondrial small ribosomal subunit; ribosome
Molecular function (GO): structural constituent of ribosome
Source: RefSeq, a predicted model, not a curated record
AAGAAGGCAGCCCCAAGGCAAGGUCUCCUUAAGUGGGGAGGACCCCCCGGCCGCUCCGCCAAGGCCUUGUGCGCUCGUGUGGCCAGACUGUGAGCCUCUGGGGAGACGCAAGCCAGCGGAAGGAAAGAAAGGGACGCCAGUGAUCAAAGCCACAUAAUGUCAGUAGUUCGUUCAUCCGUCCAUGCCAAAUGGAUCGUGGGGAAGGUGAUUGGGACAGCAAUGCAAAAAACAGCUAAAGUGAGGGUGACCAGGCUUGUUUUGGAUCCCUACUUAUUAAAGUAUUUUAAUAAACGGAAAACCUACUUUGCUCAUGAUGCUCUUCAGCAGUGCACAGUUGGGGAUAUCGUGCUUCUCAAAGCUCUACCUGUCCCACGAACAAAGCAUGUGAAACAUGAACUGGCCGAGAUCGUUUUCAAAGUUGGACAAGUCAUAGAUCCAGUGACCGGAAAACCCUGUGCAGGAACUACCUACCUGGAAAGCCCAGUCAGCUUGGAAACUACCCGCUUAACCAAAAAUCAGGAAGAACUGAAUAGCUCUUUAGCACAGUGAAGGACGAUUGGAAGGAGACAAAGGGAAAGAUUUAUAAGUUUGCUUUACAGAAAAAGAAAUUUUUCUAAAUUUCAUUACAAACUGUCCAAUUUCUCUUCUGGUAUUUAUGGAAUAGCUAAAAGUAAAUGAAGUAAAGGCCUUGUUAAAAUUU